Molecule: messenger RNA, 1552 nt
Organism: Camellia sinensis
Lineage: Eukaryota; Viridiplantae; Streptophyta; Magnoliopsida; Ericales; Theaceae
Source: RefSeq, a predicted model, not a curated record
AUUAAAAAGUCGUUAUAAAUUAUUAUUUUUUAUUUUUUACACGUAUAUUUUUAUAAAAAUUAUUAAAAUAAUUGAUUUCCUUUAACAUUUCUCAUGUUUUUGUCUAGACCAAACAUGUCUAAUGACCAAAGCCGAAACAUAUAUAAACACUGGGCCUGGAGGGUCGAACUGACUUGAACCGAACGGCUCGCUCGUCUACUCACUCGGUCGCGUCACUUCGUCUUCCCUAAAAAAUGUCGAUCAUUCAAAUGUCUCUCUCAAUCAAAACACUCCCAUCCUGUAACUUCUCAUCAUCUAGGGUUUUAUCUUCCCCUCACCACGUCUCUCUCACCUCCAAUCUCCACCACCUCUCACUUCACACCACCAAAUCGCCGCCGAUUCGCAUGGGCGGCGGUCCGAGAACCUUCCCCGGCGGUGUCUCGAAGUGGGAGUGGAAGCGAAUGCAGGAGAAGAAGGCCAAGCACCUCCUCAAGUCCCGCCUCGUCCGCGAACGCCAGAUCUACGAAAUUCGAAAGCGUGCAGAGCUGAAAUCGGCUGUCUCCGAGCUCGAGCGGCCAUGGGAGGUUGUCAAGAAACCGCCGUGGCUUCUCUCCGUGAGUGCUGAUGAACAAGUAAAGGUGUUGGCUGAUAGGUUUCAGAGACCCGGUGGGUUCGAUUUGUGGUCUGAGAAAGAUGGUCCACAGUUGUUUAUGGCGAUCGAUGGAGUCUCCGAGACUAGGUUGAACAAUUUGGAAAAUUUGGAACCUAAAAAUGGUGUCGAGAGAAGUGGGUUUAACAAAUUAGGGAGAUUGAGAGAUAGGUCAAGGAGUGGAGGUCAGGUUGAGGAAAAGAAUUUGGCGAAAUCAGCAGUGGAUGGAAAUGGAAAGGGUUCUAGUGGUGAAUUUAGGAAGAUGGGGAAAAUGAGAAGGUUUGGGGUUGACCAUGGGAACAAUUUGAAUGGGUUGGCUUCAGGAGGAGUUGGUGUAAUUGAGGAACAAAAAAAAGGAGACUACGGCCAAGCGCAAUGGCGAUAACCGGCUUAGGACUUGUCUAGAAUGAUCUAAAUAAGUGUAUUUUUUAUCUUUUUAUGAAAAGAUGUGCAGAAAAGUAGAGAGAUGAUGUGAUGAAAAAAAGAUAAAAAGAUAAAAAGUGUGUAUUUAUUUAGGAUAGCCAAACUUGACCUUAGUAAGGGAGGUGAUUCGCAGAAAUCGAGAGAUUUGAAUUCAACAUAGUAUAUGAUAUGUUUUUGCAAAUAAGAGCUAAAAUGCAGUUAAAACUAGGGCAAUCUAGCUUUUGUUUUGAUGGUGGGAUAGAAAAAUGUGGAAUGAGAAUGUGAAUGAGAGUGAAUUUCAAGAAUUGCCUACCAAUUCUUGAUUCAGAGUUCUUAAGCUGUACAUUGAAGUGAUUUCUGAGUCUUUCUCAUUAGACGAUGGUCUGGCAAUAACAUCAUUGUUCCAAAAGAAGUGCAUGUGUAUAUUCAUAUCGGGCUCUAACAUCUGGUAUGUGCACGCAGUGCAUUGUAUACCGAGUCUUGUUUAUUUAAGUAAUAAUAUUGUUGUUUAGUCAUACUAUU